AUGAGACUUCAAAGCCUCCUCGUUUUGGCAUUGAGUCUAUGUGCGACUGCCGCAGCUUUUCCACAGGACGAAAUUGAGGCUGCAAACUAUAAGCACACGACAAAAGCAAGAACUACAACCACGCAGACGCAUCCUACACACACGAAGACCAGUACCAAGACAACCACCAAGAUCCACAAGUCAACAGGAACACCCUGCUCUGGCAACACGGCUAGAACCAGAUCCAAAUGGUGCAACUACGACGUGAACACAGACUAUACUAAAACUGUGCCGAACACGGGCGUGACUCGCGAGUACUGGCUCAGCCUUGAAGAUCUCAAUUUGGCGCCGGAUGGCUUCAGCCGUUCGGUAAUGACCAUCAAUGGUACAAUCCCCGGUCCGACUAUCUUCGCCGAUUGGGGUGACUGGGUCAUCGUCCACGUCGCGAACAAUUUGAAAACAUCCAAGAACGGAACUAGCAUCCACUGGCACGGUAUCAGACAGAACUAUACCAAUGGCAAUGAUGGUGUUGUCUCUAUUACUCAGUGCCCUACUGCGCCUGGCUCAACCAUCACCUACAAAUGGCGCGCUGAGCAAUACGGCUCCUCUUGGUACCAUUCUCAUAUUGGCCUGCAGGCUUGGCAGGGUGUCUUUGGAGGAAUCAUCAUCAACGGCCCUGCUACUGGAAACUACGAUGUUGACAAGGGCAGUCUUUUCUUGACUGAUUGGUCCCAUCAGACGGUCGAUGAGCUAUAUACGGUUGCUCAGACUGUCGGUCCACCUAUCAUGGACACUGGUCUGAUCAAUGGGACCAAUGUCUUUGGCAACGGUACGAAUGCUACUGGCAAACACUUCCAGAUGAGGGUCAACUCGGGGUCAUCGUAUCGGCUUCGAAUCGUCAACUCUGCCAUUGAUACCCACUGGAAAUUCAUGAUUGACAAUCACACCAUGACAGUGAUAGGCAUGGAUUUUGUUCCUAUCAAGCCUUUCCAGGCAGAGUACAUCAACAUCGGAAUGGGCCAACGCUACGAUGUACUAAUCACAGCCAACCAACGCAGAAUCUCCGACUCAUUCUGGAUCCGCGCCAUUCCCCAAGAAGCCUGUUCCGAAAAUGCCAGUCCAGACAACAUCAAAGGCAUAAUGCACUACGGCAACAACCCCCGAACGCCAACCACCAACCCCUUCACCUUCAACGACAGCUGUGUCGACGAACCAGCCAGCAGUCUCGUCCCCCAAGUUCCGAAGACCGUCUCCGCCGCAGACUGGAGCGACAUGACCGACGUCACCGUCGGCCGCAACUCCGCCAACCUCUUCCGCUGGUAUCUCAACAGCACGACCAUGGAAGUCCUCUGGGAAGAUCCGACACUCCUCCAGCUCUACAACAACGAGAACACGCCCAAUUUCACCGCCUCCAGCGGCGUGAUUGAGCUUCCGCGUGCGCACGAGUGGGUCUAUCUUAUGAUUAAUACGAGUGUCCCUGUUGCGCACCCGAUUCAUCUACACGGGCAUGAUUUCUUUGUUUUGGCGCAGGGGUCCAAUCCGUGGGAUGGGGUCGUGCAUACGACGAAUCCGCCGCGCAGGGAUACGGCCAUGCUGGUUGGGAAUGGGUUCUUGCUUAUUGCGUUUGAGACUGAUAAUCCUGGGGCGUGGCUGAUGCAUUGCCAUAUUGGAUGGCAUACAGAUGAAGGGUUUGCGUUGCAGUUCCUGGAGAGGGAGAAAGAUAUUGAUCCGUUGAUUGACUUUGAUGGGUUGAGGGAGAAUUGCGCUUCUUGGAAUGCCUAUGAUGAGGCGUUUAAUAUUGAACAGGAGGAUUCUGGGGUUUAG
Messenger RNA from Penicillium olsonii, 1803 nucleotides. The record is from the annotation of a GenBank genome assembly. Lineage: Eukaryota; Fungi; Ascomycota; Eurotiomycetes; Eurotiales; Aspergillaceae.